AUGUCGGUUCAAUAUACUGUUGGGGAUCUUAUUCCCAAAAUCCAGGCGAAUAUUGAUUCCAUGGAAUACCCCGUGGCGCUUGCUUUCUGUCAACGUGCGCUGGAAUUGGAGCCCACCAAUGCAGAGAUUCUCGAAGUGACAGGUCAAGUGGAAAUCGAGUUGGAUAUGUUUGCCGAAGCUCGCAAUCAUUUGCUUGAAGCCAUCCGACUGAAACCAGACCAAGGUUACAGCAAAUACAUGUAUCUUGGUCAACUAUCCGUGGAGAAGGAGGCCAUUGAAGCAUUUCAAAAAGGCGUGGAACUUAUGACGGCUGAAAAGGCGCAAUUACAAGAUCCUGUAGAAAUCAAGUUACUGUCAUCGAAAAUCGCUGGCGCUUUAUGCUCCAUGACUGAGAUCUACUUGACCGAUUGCUGUUUUGAACCUGAGGCGGAAUCAAAGUGUGAAGAGUUUUUACAGCACGCGCAACAGGUCGACCCCGAGAAUCCCGAAGUAUAUCAGUUAUUAGCGUCGGUACGAUUGAGUCAGUUGCGAAAUGAGGAUGCGAGUGCGGCCUUGGAGACCAGUAUGCGGUUAUGGAUUGAUAAAGAACCUGGAGAUGCCGCGAUGCCGAUCUACGAUUCUCGAUUGGCUUUGGUGAAACUGUUACUGGAAUUGACCAUGUUCCAACAAGCGUUUGCUGUUUUGGAAGGAUUGCAAAAGGAAAACGAUCAGGUCGUGGAUUUAUGGUAUCUCUAUGGUUGGACAUAUUAUUGUCUUGGUGACGAUGAAGAAAAGUCCAAUGAAGAACGAAUGGCACACUGGGAAGAUGCAAGAGACUGUUUGGAAUUGGCUGUCAAGCUGUACAAUACGAUUGGCUCGGAUGAUGAAGCAAUGGUGGAGCACGCUCACGAACUGAUUGCUACAAUUAACCAGGUCGUACCCCCGUCGGCUCCUGAAGAAGAAGAGGUAGUCGAUGAAGAAAUUGAAUUUGUGUCGGAUGAUGAAGAUGAUGCCAUGGAAAUGUAA
Radiomyces spectabilis is the source of this 1005-nucleotide messenger RNA. RefSeq lists its product as uncharacterized. NCBI's taxonomy places the organism in Eukaryota, Fungi, Mucoromycota, Mucoromycetes, Mucorales, Radiomycetaceae. The coding region runs from base 1 to 1005 and encodes 334 amino acids. The transcript has 3 exons. Gene Ontology annotation, biological process: cell division. The record is from RefSeq and is a predicted model, not a curated record. Gene Ontology annotation, molecular function: protein binding.